AUGCAAUGCGAUACCACGACUGUGAGCCCAGAGCUGGACGCUGAAGAGGCGGCAGAAGAUGGGAGCAGCUUAGUAGUCCAUAAACGAAGCGAGCGGAGAAGAGAUAGAGCGUUGGUGCGGGAGCUCGAGAGCUUACGUUACGUUGUGAAGGUGAAGUCGGUGAGAAUAGAAGAGGCACGGAAAAUUCUCGAGAUGGAAGAGAAUAAGCUGAGUAAACUGUCUAGAAGUGAGCUCAGUAAGCCGCAAGAGGUCGGGGAGCAGCAGAGCCGUGUGGAGUCGGCGUGGAGGCUCGUCACUGAGCAUGAGUACCUUCGAGACUUGGCGUUGUUAGAAGUUCAUCGCUUGGAGAGCUCAGCAUUGGCGACGAGGGAGCAGUCAGAACUCGGCAGUAUGGAGGCUUCGAUGACGGCAGCUGUAGCAGCUAGGAAAUUGCAGGAUGAGCUGAAAAGAGCACACCGAGAUGUUCAACGUGAGCGAACGAAGUUUGAGGAGGAAGAGGCUCAACAGAGGCUGGAAGCGGAGCGAAAUUUUACUGUAGCGGCUGAAGUGAGGAAGGCUCAAGUCGCUGUCAGGAAGCGGUUGUUCGAUAGGCAGCAGGCUGUGAGAGCGAAAGAAGCAGAAAAUGAUGAGAUACGGCGUCAGAUGGGAGAGCAGGCCCAGGCUAGGGUGCUGAGCCUGAGGCGAUCCUUAUUGGCGAGUAAGGCACGUAUAAAGCGACGUAAUGACCAGAGGUAUGCGGAGGAGCUGAAAAAAUUGAGUGAAUUUGAGGAGGAAAAGAAGGAGCUUCUCGAACAGGGCCUGAAUCCAUAUGAGGUUUUUAGAACUCGCGAGUUAGAGGAAAAGAAGGCUUGGGAUCAACUGCAAGCAGUGGAACUGGGCAGGAUGCGAAAGGAAGCUUUGCGGAAGAAGAUGCAGUAUGAAGCGAAGGUGAAAGCCGCGGAAGUUGCGGAGAGAGCUCGGGAGCGGGUGUUGGCCGCUGAGUUUCAACGAAACGUGUCGGGAGUAGCCGACAAGGAACGCUUUGGUGCCUUUAUCGCAAAGCACUCUAUUGGAGGAGUUUCUGUUCUCGACCCACUGGGAAAGGCUGCUCGUAUUGACGGCUCUAAGGUCACUGUCUGCCGAGAUAUGUCGUUCGGACUAGGCCGAGCGUCGCGAGAGGUUAUUGAGAAAGCUAAGGCAGAGGUAGCAGCGAUGGAGAGGUCUGUCCGGAUGGCGCUCAAACGUGUUCGAGCUGGUCGAGGAUCUUCUGAUAGUAGUAAUGCACAAGUCACUGUGAGAAGGGUUGGGGAGAAGCCUGAGGAAGCGCUGUUUUCUACGCUUCUCGUUGCUGAACAAAGAGGAGGCAAGCUGGAAAAGUCUUCCCUAUGUGCAGCUGCAGCAGCUAGUCAGUUGCAUGAGGAGCUCUCUGUUAUGAUUGCUGGAGGUCCCCGAGAAGCCGCUGAGGCUGCAGCUCGACUACCGGGGGUUAAGAAGGUGUAUCACUGUAAUCCCGACGAUGCCGCUUUGGAGCACCCUGCAGCGGAUACUUUCGCAAAUGCUGUUGUGAAACUGUCGAAGGAGAUGGGGGCCUCUUAUGUGGUCGCUGGUAACAGUAGUGUUAUGAGAGAUUCCCUACCGCGCGCAGCUGCUGUCUUGGACACACAGCCUAUCACAGAUGUCAUCAAGGUGCUUUCGAACGACACUUUUAAGAGGCCGAUGUAUGCUGGCAAUGUUGUUGCUACUGUCAAGUCUACGGAUCCCGUGAAGGUGCUUAUCUUUCGUCCAACUGCAUUCGAGCCUGCUGAGGCUCCCCAGGAUGCCGCCACGACUGCUGCUGAGAUUAUCAAGACGGAGAUAGAUGCGGCUACCUCUAGCAUUAAAUUCUUAAGUGAAGCCGAUAAGUCUACCGAGAAACCCAUGCUGCAAACUGCCCAAGUUGUGGUGGCUGGCGGUCGGGCUUUGAAAGAUGAGAAGACCUUCGACAGUGUGCUGGACCCUCUCGCUGAAAAACUCGGUGCUGCAUUGGGGGCCACACGAGCUGCUGUGGAUGCCGGGUACUGUAGCAACGACUUGCAGAUCGGGCAGACCGGGAAAGUUGUAGCGCCACAGCUAUAUAUCGCAAUUGGCAUUUCUGGUGCCAUCCAGCAUACUGCGGGUAUUAAGGAUUCCAAAUGCAUUGUUGCUAUCAAUAAGGAUGCUGAGGCUCCGAUCUUCCACGUCGCGGACUACGGGUUGGUUGGUGACCUUUAUAAGAUCGUUCCUGAGCUUACUGCUAAGCUCUGAGGGUGUGUGAUGUGGUUGACCCUGUUUCUGUCUGAAUCGCGAUGUGUGUAUUGCUGAACAAAGGCGCACUCUGGCGCCCAUUACGGAUAAGGU
Perkinsus marinus ATCC 50983 is the source of this 2355-nucleotide messenger RNA. Its product is annotated as electron transport oxidoreductase, putative. NCBI's taxonomy places the organism in Eukaryota, Perkinsozoa, Perkinsida, Perkinsidae. The record is from RefSeq and is a predicted model, not a curated record. Gene Ontology annotation, molecular function: flavin adenine dinucleotide binding; electron transfer activity. Gene Ontology annotation, cellular component: mitochondrion. The transcript is spliced from 23 exons. The coding region runs from base 1 to 2262 and encodes 753 amino acids.